AUGGACAUGUGUUCAAAGUGUCACAAAAACAUGAUCUUGAAGCAAGAAGAGGCUCAACUCGCUACAUCUUCAAUCGAGAGCAUCGUCAAUGGACAAAAUAUUGACAAAACAUCCGCGGUGCUACCCAAUUCAGCAGGGUCAGAGGUGGCUCUAUCGACCCAACCGUCUUCCGCACCACAAGUUCAAGCCGAGAACAGUGAGAAGCCGAACGAGGGUCAGAGUCAAGGUCCUUCUAGAUGCACAACAUGCAGGAAACGUGUGGGUUUAACUGGUUUCAGUUGUCGAUGUGGGCAUGUUUUCUGUGCUGUUCAUCGGUACUCAAACAAGCAUGACUGCCUGUUUAACUACCGGGUCACUGCAAAAGAUGCGAUAGCUAAAGCUAACCCUGUGGUGAAGACGGCUGCGAAAGAGUCGAAAUCGCCUUAA
Molecule: messenger RNA, 426 nt
Organism: Helianthus annuus (common sunflower)
Lineage: Eukaryota; Viridiplantae; Streptophyta; Magnoliopsida; Asterales; Asteraceae
Product: zinc finger A20 and AN1 domain-containing stress-associated protein 8
Exons: 1
Coding region: 1-426 (141 amino acids)
Molecular function (GO): zinc ion binding
Source: RefSeq, a predicted model, not a curated record